AUGUCUCAGCUCUCCGACGUCUACGCAUCAUCUAGCUUCGACGGGACACAUACCUUCGAGGCUAUCAGUGAUGACGAGGAGGAGGAUGUUGAGUUGCGUCUUGAUACACCAGCUGCUAUAUCAAUUAUGCAAACAACCCCGAACGCACCGCCACUCUCAGCAGUCGCCGCUGGAAAGCGGCCUGCGGUCACUUCUAGUGAUGAGGAAGAUUCUGAUGCCGAUAGAUUUGCGAACCCGGAGGAGAACCUAUCAUUAUCCUUCCCUGAUACGCAGCAUCGUGUAUCAGGUAGGAUACGGAAGAAGUCGAGACUACUGGAUGGGUAUAUAGUUUGA
Penicillium canescens is the source of this 333-nucleotide messenger RNA. RefSeq lists its product as uncharacterized. The transcript is spliced from 2 exons. Lineage: Eukaryota; Fungi; Ascomycota; Eurotiomycetes; Eurotiales; Aspergillaceae. The coding region runs from base 1 to 333 and encodes 110 amino acids. The record is from RefSeq and is a predicted model, not a curated record.